Molecule: messenger RNA, 1141 nt
Organism: Ipomoea triloba (trilobed morning glory)
Lineage: Eukaryota; Viridiplantae; Streptophyta; Magnoliopsida; Solanales; Convolvulaceae
Product: thylakoid lumenal protein TL20.3, chloroplastic
Exons: 7
Coding region: 1-816 (271 amino acids)
Source: RefSeq, a predicted model, not a curated record
AUGGCACUCACUUCACUCUCUUUAUUGCCAAUGAAAUCCAUCCACAUCUCUUCAUCAUCUUCUUCUCUUAAGAUUAAGACUCUCCUUGCCUUUCAAUCAAAUUCAACAACUCCGAUUGUCUGCCGCCUUGGGACUCAGAAUGACUGUCUGGGGAGAGAGCCAAAGAGUUGGAGAGCCAUAGUUUCAACUGCAUUGGCAGCUGCAGUGAUCACAUUUGGGUCAGGUGAAAUGUCUGCCAUGGCUGAUCUCAACAAGUUUGAGGCUGCACAGCGCGGUGAAUUCGGGAUAGGAUCAGCAGCUCAGUUUGGUUCUGCAGACCUCAAAAAAGCUGUUCAUGUGAAUGAAAAUUUCAGAAGAGCAAAUUUCACAGCUGCUGACAUGAGAGAAUCGGAUUUUAGUGGUUCAACGUUCAACGGGGCAUAUCUCGAGAAAGCAGUUGCAUACAAAGCUAAUUUCACAGGAGCGGAUUUUAGCGACACAUUGAUGGACCGCAUGGUUCUAAAUGAAGCAAAUCUCACAAAUGCUGUACUUGUUAGAUCAGUUCUCACUAGGAGUGACCUUGCUGGGGCCAUAAUUGAAGGGGCCGACUUCAGUGAUGCAGUUUUAGACCUCCCACAGAAGCAGGCUCUUUGCAAAUAUGCAAGUGGAACGAAUCCGGUGACAGGGGUUAGCACCAGAAAAAGCCUUGGUUGUGGCAAUAGCCGGAGAAAUGCUUAUGGCAGCCCAUCAUCCCCUCUGCUGAGUGCUCCCCCGCAGAAACUGCUUGAUCGCGAUGGAUUUUGUGAUGAAGACUCUGGCCUCUGUGAUGCCAAGUAACUCGAAAUUAUGUAGACUAGACAGGUGGUUUUUGUGCAGAGGUUCUGUAAAGCUCUUGGAUUUUUUGUCCAUUUAAUCAUUUAUAUAUAUAUGCAGAUUUCAAAGGCUAAAUGGUUUCUUGAUUGUCUUGUGUAGAGAUACAGUUGAAAUGAGAAUGAUUGAUUCAUCAAAAUUUCAACUUAGAAGCAUAGUCAUAGGUUGCAUACUGAAAGGGCUUAAACCUCUGCUCUCCCUAUAGUUGCAUUACAUGAAGAGUCUUUCAAGAGACAUUACUUCAAGUCGUUUUUUUAAUUAUAAAUAAGAUGUCUCUAACUUAAAACUUGUA